AUGACAAUCGAAACCCACAACCUCGGCCUCAAUCUUCUGAGAUUGGCCCCUUUGGUUCUUUCUACUGCCUCUUUGAUGUGCGGCGUCGAUCAAGCGAACGCACUCCGGCCUUUCUCGAAGCCUCCUCUCGCCAAAACCGGUGGAUCUGUUCUCCCACACUGGUUCUCGGGGUUCUUUGACACUACCAUCUACGCCGUGGGUCUCUCGUACCCUCUUGCCCUUUCCACGGCUCUUCUUAAUGCGGGGAAGUACGUCGGAGAUCUUGAUGACACCACAAAGUAUCUCUAUUGGGCUGGGGCGGCUUUCUCGGCCGGCCACUUCCUCUAUGGACCGGUUGCGAUGAAGAUUAUCGCACGAAUGUGCGACAAAGAGAAUCCAGGGGUUAAGAACACUCAAACAACCCAUGAGUGGCUCCAUAUGAACUUCAUCCGCAUGAUGACUGUUGAUGGACCAGCUUGGAUCAUGUACUUCGCCGCUGUCCUGUCGGCGGCUUCCUUUCCUUGA
Molecule: messenger RNA, 504 nt
Organism: Penicillium coprophilum
Lineage: Eukaryota; Fungi; Ascomycota; Eurotiomycetes; Eurotiales; Aspergillaceae
Exons: 1
Coding region: 1-504 (167 amino acids)
Source: RefSeq, a predicted model, not a curated record